GUCUCUGGUGAUGGGUUAACUGUGCAGUUGUUCGCUUCGGCUUCGCGCCGGUGAAGGAGUUUAAGCAAUAUUAUUGUCGAGCUCACAUCAAAAGACGUAAUAGUUUAUGUCUUUAAUGCGCAAAGGUAUUAGGAAUCUGUUUCGUGGACGUUAUUUCGUCUACAAGAGACUGGUAAUUGGUUUCAUGGGAGCUGACUUUGGUGUAUUACCAAAGGACACUGCAGUCUGACAUUUUUUCGGAGAUCUGAGCAGUGUCCUCCCAACCAGAUCAUUUAACACUGUCCUCGGGCCACAAAAUCAGCAUGGACUACUCCUCCCAGGACUGUCACCUGAAAAUCAUCAGCCUGGGCUUCAUCUUCUACUCCUUUAUCUUCCUCCUCUCUCACAUCCUAUCUAGCCUGCUGUUUCACAUCUACUGCUCACUGCCAGCCAAAGAAAAGGUCUUCUGGGAUUUGACUGCGACACGGGCUGUGUUUGGCAUCCAGAGCACGGUGGCAGGGCUUCGGGUGCUCAUGGAGGACUCAGCCAUGUACUCUGAUAAGAUUCUUGGGCAAGAGGACUGGUCCUGGUUCAACGUGCUGACUGCUACGGGAUUCUUCCUGUUCGAAAAUGUGGCCCUUCAUGCGUCCAAUGUGGCAUUCCGGUCCUUCGACCUGCCGUUAGCUGUGCAUCACUUCUUCGCCCUUGCGGGGUUCGCCGGGGCCGUUGUGUGGAACUGGCUGGGUCACUUCUUCCCUAUGGUGACUUUGAUGCUAGAGAUGAGCACACCUUUCACCUGCAUCUCCUGGAUGCUGCUUAAGGCGGGCUGGUCUAAGACUCCGUUCUGGAAAGCUAACCAAUGGAUGAUGAUCCACAUGUUCCACUGCCGGAUGGUUUUGUGCUACUACAUGUGGUGGGUGAUUUGGAAUCAUUGGGAGGAGAUGAACACUCACAUCCCAUUGGUUCAGAGACUUCUGUUCUUCACAGGCCUCUUCCUGCUCACUUUCUUCCUCAACCCCAUUUGGACGCAUAAGAAAACCCUGCAGCUUCUCAAUCCUGUGGACUGGAACUUUGAUAACAGACCUGCAGCAGAGAACGGACCGAUCCGAGACCAGGCUCAACACAAGCCCCAUGCCAGCUGAUUAAUACUAACAUCAAGUUCUUAUAGGAAAUACAGUCUAUAAAAGGGUUAGUUCACCCAAAAAUGAAAAUUAUGUCAUUAAUGACUCGCCCUCGUGUCGUUCCAAACCCAUAAAACCUCCGUUCAUCUUCGGAACAUAGUUUAAGAUAUUUUAGAUUUAGUCCGAGAGCUUUCAGUCCCUCCAUUGAAGCUGUGUGUACGGUAUACUGUCCAUGUCCAGAAAGGUAAGAAAAACAUCAUCAAAGUAGUCCAUGUGACAUCAGAGGGUCAGUUUGAAUUUUUUGAAGCAUCGAAAAUACAUUUUGGUUCAAAAAUAACAAAAACUAUGACUUUAUUCAGCAUUGUCUUCUCUUCUAACUGACCCUCUGAUGUUUUUCUUACCUUUCUGGACAUGGACAGUAUACCGUGCAAACAGUUUCAAUGGAGGGACAGAAAGCUCUCUGAGUAAAUCUAAAAUAUCUUAAACUGUGUCCUGAAGAUGAACGUCUUAUGGGUUUGGAACGACAUGAGUCAUUAAUGACAUAAUUUUCAUUUUUGGGUGGACUAACCGUUUAAGAGCUUUAAGUUUAGCACUAACUACUACUACUUGCUGUAUUUCAAGAAUCUGUUCACCCAAAAAUGAAAAUUGUAUCUUCAUUUACUCACCCUUAUGUUGUUUUGUUAAUUUAUUUUAGUUUUUGUCCAUAAACUGAAUAUCAAUGGGGUCCAAAACACUUGACUUCUAACUCAUGACUUUCAUUGUAUGGACCAAAAUAUUCUUUUAAAAUAUAUGUAUAUAUAUAUAUUAUCUAUUGUGUUUUACUGAAGAAUGAAUGUCAUGAAACAUUUGGAAUGACAUGAGGGUGAGUAAAUUAUAGCAGAAUUUUUAUUUUAGGUGUACUAUCUCCAAGUAUUUCUAUCUAUAGAGUACAGUAUAUGAUUAGAAGUCGGAUGUGUGUUUCAGGAAGUCUUCUUUGAGACUACAAAAAUCAUGAGAUCUAUUUUAUGCAGCUUGCUUAGUUGACUUGGGUGUCCUGAAAACCCUUUUAUGUGCCGUUUAUGUGUGUUUAGGUGUUUCAGGAGUGGCUAUUUGAGUCUCAUUUCUCUUUGCUCAUUGGCAGUCAAAAAGAAUCUCUCAAGCUGGGAAAUCCUUGUUUUUUACUUAGGUUUUUAUCUGAUGGGGUCAUGUUUGUUAUUCCCACUGUGACUCUUUGUCUUGUGACAAAGAAAACCCUGACUGCUUUAUGACUGAGCAUGGUCUGUCAUCUCAGCCACACUCUAGUUCACUAAAUGUCACUCAAUCUGUUUUGGAAACUUCAGCUCAAAGCCAUUAGACCUGGUUUUUGUUUCAAUUUACGAAGGAUUUUUCUUUUACAGAAGUUGUGUAUUGGUGGUCAAUGGAUAUAGGAAUUUUUUAUUUUUAUGGAUGUUUGACUAAACCCUUUGUGUUCUGCAUAAAUAGGGUUUGUUCUGACAGAGACUGACUAAUCUCUGUAGAAAAGAGUGUGUGUGUGUGUGUGCGCGCGUGCGCACCAGGGAGGGAUAAGGUAUGGUAAGGAAGUUGUUUUAUCUAAAAUUGUUUCGUCUCGAGAACUAGAUCGAAUUAGAGUUCCUCUGUGUUUGUGUGUUACACCAAAUGCUUCCUCUUUUUCUCAUGAUUUAUAUAGAUUCUUUAAAAGAAGUCAAAAAGCAAAAAAGAAAAUUCACAUUGAUGGUGUUGCAUUUAAGCCAAAUAUAACAGACAAUACAAAACCUUAAUGUACCAAAUUACAAAUUUGUACAAAUUAAUGCUUGACCUUUGUACAGCUCAGUAUUUUGAGAGGAUGUGCAGUAUUAUCUGAUAGCAACAGGUGAAAAAAAGUUGGGAAUAAAUAUUAAGGAAUUUAUUUAUGACAGAACUUAUUUAUAUGUAAUAGUCACAAAGGGGCAAAUUAACUGCUAUCACCAGCUGCUAAAAUACCUUGGUUUUAGUUGCUCUUGUUUUUUUUUUUUCCAGUGUUUUUUUUUUUUUUUUUUUUUAAAGAGCAUUUCAGCUUUUGACAGCCUGUUCUUUCGCAAUGUGAGAGUCAGAACUGUAGGUUUCUGUAAACUGUGUGAUAACGUCACACAUGUAUAGCAGGCUAAAUUAUAUUUAAACCGCUCACAGACACCAUUCAUUAUUUCUAAUGAGAGGGAAGGAAAUAACACGAAAUGUGACUAACCUUGAAACCAUUUUUUUUUUCGUAUAUACUGCUAUGGCUCUCAAAAUGCAUGCAUGUAUUUUCUUGUUACAUUUCAUGGUUAAUUUAAAAUAAUUAAUUUAAUACUGUAACAAACUAUGCUUGUGUUUCCACAGCUGUCUUCAGUAUGUUUUCUGGAAAUCCGUUGUAUAUUUAAAUAUUAAUUAGCUUUAUUGGGUGCACAUUUCAAUUGAAAUGAUCACUCACAGGGAACUGCAUAUGUUUAAAUAUAGGCCUAAAAUUCAAGAUUCAAAGCUUGAAAGCUACUGUGGAUGCUCUCCUGUAUUUAAGGGGUUUUCUUAUAAAAUAGGAGAGCUAUUAAAGAUUUUCCCCC
Messenger RNA from Carassius gibelio (silver crucian carp), 3652 nucleotides. RefSeq names its product protein CLN8. Gene Ontology annotation, biological process: lipid homeostasis. Gene Ontology annotation, cellular component: endoplasmic reticulum; membrane. The transcript has 4 exons. Bases 303 to 1121 code for a protein of 272 amino acids. Lineage: Eukaryota; Metazoa; Chordata; Actinopteri; Cypriniformes; Cyprinidae. The record is from RefSeq and is a predicted model, not a curated record.